Molecule: messenger RNA, 4280 nt
Organism: Myiozetetes cayanensis
Lineage: Eukaryota; Metazoa; Chordata; Aves; Passeriformes; Tyrannidae
Gene: CHRDL1
Product: chordin like 1
Exons: 12
Coding region: 410-1780 (456 amino acids)
Molecular function (GO): protein binding
Source: RefSeq, a predicted model, not a curated record
CGCCGGGGCAGGAGGCGGUGGCAGGUGCCCCAGCCCGGGACCUUCCGGAGCGCCCGCCCCGCAGCGCUCCCGCCGCUCGGGAGUAGCGGAUCCCUCCCUCCCCGCUCCCAUCCAUCAGUCGGGAGUCGAGGGCUGGCGGCGGCAGGACCCCGUCGUUCCCCUGCUCGCCCCCUCGCCACCGAAGCGAAGGAGAGACCUAAAAGCCGCUGGAGAAGACGAUGGCAACGUGAGCGGGCAGCGGAUCCGCCUGGCCGGAGCCCCGCCGUCCCGCGGCGGAGCGGAGCGCGGAGCGGCGCGGUGUCCCAGCGCUGUUGGCGGCGGUCCCCGAGUGGAGCGGAGCGGCCUCCAUCCCUGCCCCAGCUCUACAUUCUCUACCUGGAGGCUCUUUCUUUUGCUUUUGCUGAUAAAGAUGAGAAAAAAGUGGAUAUUGGAGGAUUUUCAUUUUAUCUUUUUUGGCGUUCUCUGUCUCCUUUUCAUAGAUGGAGGUAAACUAGAACAAGUAAAACAUUCAGAUACAUACUGUGUGUUUCAAGAUAAGAAGUAUCGUGUAGGAGAAAGAUGGCAUCCUUAUCUGGAACCCUAUGGCCUUGUUUACUGCGUUAAUUGUCUUUGCUCAGAGAAUGGAAAUGUACUGUGCAGCAGAAUAAGAUGCCCAAGUCUACACUGUCCUUCCCCUGUGCACGUACCACAGCUGUGCUGCCCACGGUGCCCAGAGGACUCCCUUUUCUCAGUAAGCAGCAAAAUCACUGGGAAAUCCUGUGAAUACAAUGGCACCACCUACCACCAUGGAGAAAUGUUCGUGGCUGAGGGGCUUUUCCAGAACAGGCAAGCAAACCAGUGUGCCCAGUGCAGCUGCUCAGAAGGCAAUGUGUACUGUGGGUUGAAGACUUGUCCCAAAUUAACUUGCUCUUUCCCAGUGUCUGUCCCAGAGUCCUGCUGUCCAGUUUGCAGAGGAGAUGGAGAAUUAUCAUGGGAACAUUCUGAUGGAGACAUCUUCCGGCAGCCAGCCAACAGGGAAGCUAGACACUCAUACCAUCGCUCCCACUACGACCUGUCACCCGGCUCUGCGAGGCAGGUAGUCAAUAUUCCACGAUUUCCCAGUGCCAGGAGUAACCGUGGGGUCCUGCCAGAUCCCCAGCAAGCCUCAGGCACAAUAGUACAAAUCGUCAUCAACAACAAGCACAAGCACGGACGAGUUUGUGUUUCAAAUGGCAAAACAUACUCGCAUGGUGAAUCUUGGCAUCCCAAUCUCCGGGCCUUUGGAAUCGUAGAGUGUGUGUUGUGCACCUGCAACAUCACCAAACAAGAAUGUAAGAAAAUUCACUGUCCAGAACAAUAUCCCUGCAAAUACCCUCAGAAAGUAGAAGGAAAAUGCUGUAAAGUCUGUCCAGAAGAUGUGCCAAGUCAAACCUUUGACAACAAAGAUUACUUCUGUGGGAAAGAGACAUUUCCUGUCUAUGAAUCCGUUUUCACAGAAGAAGGAGAAACCAUCAGGAAAAUUGCAAUAGAGACUGAAAAGCCACCUCAGAUAGAAAUACAUGUGUGGACAAUUAGAAAAGGGAUUCUGCGUCACUUCUACGUUGAAAAAGUGUCCAAAAGAGAAUUUGAAGAACUUCCUUACUUCAAGAUGAUAACAAGGACAACCCUUAGCCAGUGGAAAAUAUUUAGCGAGGGAGAAGCUCAGAUCAGCCAAAUGUGUGAAAGCAGAGUGUGCAGGACUGAGCUCGAGGAUUUGGUAAAGGUUUUGUACCUUGAAAAGUCUGAAAAGGGUCACUGUUGAGGGAGACAGCACUGGAGGGAAAAACAUAAGAAAACUUAUGAAAACUUGGAUCUGCAGCUGGACUGCAGGCUUAUUUUGCUUAAGUCAACAGUUGCCCUAAAAACCAAAACUAUAAUGCAGUAAUUAUUCACAUCAUGCACAGCAAAUUUGCUGCUUUAUGUGUAGUGGUCUGUGCCAACCAUUCAAAUAUCUCCUCCAAAGACUAGGAGGCUCUGUAUUACUGGUGGGGGAAGGAGAAAGAGAGACUGUGCUUUCCCAGAGUUGCAUUUCUUUACAAGUUAAAAAGAGAAAACAGAACAUUAUUAUUAUUAUUAUUAUUAUCAUCAUUAUUAUUUGGCAAGUUUUUCAAACUAAUGAGAAGAAGGACACCUAAUAAAUGUGCAGGAGCUAUGGAGAGCAUUAUUUCCUGUGCUAAAUUUAUACCAUUUCUGGUGUUGAAAUCACUCAUGGAUUUCUCUUAGUAGUGGAGGAAAAAUACAAGUGAUACAAUACUUGUGCUGGAAACAUAAAAAGCAGAUUUAAACCAACAAACUCCUAAGCAGCCUGCCUUUGGGAUGAUGUCUUGUAGUUGAGCAAACAAAGUCCAUAAACUGAGCAGCAGGUGUUAGUGGCAACCACUAUAUUUUUGUAGCAAUUGGAGCAAAUGUUUGCUUUUAAGUGGUUUUCACUGUUUCCUCCACCCACUUCUCUAAAAAUGUGAAGUGUUAGCUCCCUAUCACAGCCCUAAUAACUUCAUUCUUCUGGUCCCUAUUAACACAUAGGGCCUGAUAAACCACCUUCUAAAGUGACAGGGCAGAAGGCAGUAAAGUAUUUGCAGUGUUUUCAAAACACCUAGAGCGUUAAACUCACAAUUAAUAACUCCUCCAAAAUUGUGACAGGGAUUAAUUUAUUUGUUCUGAUUUGUUACAAACCUAAUCUUCUGCAUUUUUCUGAGAAUGACCUCUCACUUCUCACGCUUCAAGGACAUCCCUCUCCUUGACAAACAGCAAACAGAUACAGCAGGCCUUUAGAGCACAACAGCUCUGUGACAACUGUUGUGAAGAAAAACAAAUCUGAGAGAGUCUGUUAAAUUUAGUGCAGCAUGUCUACAGCCUGUCUACUUAUUCUGCAGAAUAAGUGCAAGUAUAACUUUAAAAACUGUUUUCUCUGAAGAGUCACCAAAAUCCUGCACUGCACCAUGGCUUGGGAUUGAAUCCCAAGAUGUGAGGGGCUCUGCCUGCUUUUGCUCCCAUUUUCUACUCCACAAGCAGAUGGGAAUACUGCUGUUCAAACACACGCUAGGAAACAAAGCUUUAUGGAAUGGCCUGAGCCAAGGGCUGGGGCUUCACAGGGAGUAAAAUCAACAGCGAGAGCAAAGAUUUUGAGGUUUGUUAUUCUGCCAGUGACAGCACUCCAGGGUGUCCCCAUUCCUAAAGGGAUGAAGGUGUGGCAGGCGUUGGUACUGGAUGCCAAAGGCCUGUUCAGGCAGAGCUUCGCCAUCCUGAGGGAUCCUUGGCUCGAGCAGCAGGCCCUGGCAGCCCCAUCAGCCCCACAGGCCUCAGGACCAGGCUCCUCCAGGGCACCAGGUCCUGCCCGUGCCGCCCCAGCCUCGGGAGCAGUGGGAUACAGGGCUUCUCGAGCAAGAGGAGCAGAUGAGGAGAACAGACAGGAAGGCGAACGAAAGGCUGAAGGGAGUUUGGAGAAUACACACAGGGUGAGCUCAGGAGCUGUCCCUAGGCCUGGACGGAGAGCAGGCACAACCUGGGAACACCGGCCAUUUGGAAGUACAGCAAGUUGAAAUGCAGGAACACCUGGCCAGGAGAAGUCCUCUAUCACUGUUCAUUAAAAGGAGAGCUAAGUGGACUGUCCCACCCCCUUUCCACAGGGACUGUAGCUUUCCUAAGUCCUGUCCUGGUGUUGGACAGGGGUGUAGCAUAUCCAAACCAAGGUCCUAAGACCUCACUGCACCAGAGGUUACUGCAGUGUAACUGUAGAAGCAGCAGUCUGGCAUCAGCAGCACUCAUUGCAGUGGCAUCUACUGGGUUGAAAUGUGCUGCAGAAGUGUAAAAAUUUAUUAUAAAUCUUUAGGAAGAGGUUCUGAGGAACUGUAGCGUCUGGUGAGAAAACCAGCAGUUGAUUUCUCACCCAACAGGCAUUGUCUGUUUGUAGCAGUAGCUGGUGAAAAAAGACUAAGUGGGAAGUGUACAGUGUUUGUAAUUUUUUUUUAUGAAGAAGGCAACCUGCUUUUUGUAUUUGUGACAGGACAGGUGGAAUCCAGAUUGUAUAUUUAUUUUAUAAUAAACACUUUUUAAGAAAAGCAAAAAACAACCAUAAGCAUAAUUUAGUAAAAUGUAGUGGUGCGUUUUUCCAGUUUCUGGUCACUUAAGACAACAAAAUACACAGUGCCAUGUUCGUCAUUCUCUUCAUGAGAUGUCUGUCUGUUACGGUACUUAUUUAUGUACUUGUAUCACUUUGACCUGGUUUGAUAAAUUAAUAAACCCUGACAUUGAUAAUAAAACAA